AACCCAAAUGGAUAAAUCUCAACCACAAUUCCAAUCACACUCUCGUUUUCUUGAGAUCACUGUCAUCUCCGCAGAGUCCCUCCGCAUUUCCAAUCAUCUGAUCAAGAAGAACGCUUUCGUGACUGUCCAAACGGACCCAUGCAACUGCGUCUCCACGCCUGUAGAUAGAGAUGGUGGGGGCUAUCCAACUUGGAAUGAGAAGCUCCAUCUGGCAUUGCCGGGCAGUGCUCGAUCGAUUGCCGUCAAGGUGCUAUGUAAGACGGCUUCUGGGUCGUCGAAGACUGUUGGGAUGGUAAACAUCCCCAUGUCGGACUUUGUGGGUGGAUAUGUGCCGGCGCACCAUCUGCACUUCCUAAGCUACCGUCUGAGACAGCAGGACGGAGAACGGAACGGGAUUAUCAAUCUGUCUAUCAAGAUGGUGGGUCCAGAAAAUGAUAGUAGGCCAUUGCUCCCGUUGGAGAAGAUUAACGGUGGGAUUGCAGUUGGCAUUCCUGUGCCUUAUGGGUGUAGAGUGUAGCUAGAAUGGGCACGUAAAAAGCCAUGUUCCAGGAGAAAUGAGAGGAACUUUGAUACUCUGGUAGUGUGAUGGAUGAUACGCAGAGAUUCUUAGAAAUUACACACGUGGCAUACAAGUGAGUCAAAUUAAAUUGUCCAAAAUAUUGUUCCCAGGUUAGAUUUAUCAUCAUUAUCUAAUUAUCAGAUUGGUGGA
Molecule: messenger RNA, 709 nt
Organism: Magnolia sinica
Lineage: Eukaryota; Viridiplantae; Streptophyta; Magnoliopsida; Magnoliales; Magnoliaceae
Product: BON1-associated protein 2-like
Exons: 1
Coding region: 8-517 (169 amino acids)
Biological process (GO): defense response
Source: RefSeq, a predicted model, not a curated record